Chara braunii is the source of this 2554-nucleotide messenger RNA. NCBI's taxonomy places the organism in Eukaryota, Viridiplantae, Streptophyta, Charophyceae, Charales, Characeae. The record is from the annotation of a GenBank genome assembly.
GAACAUAUAGGCAGGCUAACAGAGGAGGUGCAUAAGCAGAAAGUACUGCUUAGAGAGAUGUCAGACGAACUACGCCGCCUCAAGUCGCUCCUCGACGAAAUGACAAAAACUGCGGAGCACAGGAUGUUCACCGUGUUCUGGUUGUUGCUUGACAACAUGAAAGAUAUAGACGUUACUCGUCUGAGGGAGGACAUGUCAGCCAGACUUCAGGCAAUUGCUGAAACGAAGAACACCACGUUCGACGAGUUUCAGGCAUGGCUGGAUAUUGAAAGGGAAAGGCGCACCGCAGUCUUGAAGCGGUUCUCCGCCCACGUCACGAAGACAACAAACGGGGAGUCAGACGGAGGGGAUGUCAUGUGUCUUGCCAGCUGCGGAAAGUGUGUGCUGAAGGAGGGGUGGGCAUCGUACAAUAGCCAAGAUUACAACACAGCGUUGCAGAAAUGCGAGACGGUUCAUUCCCUCGAGGUGUCUCUGUCGUCGGAGGACAACAGUCCACUCUGCUGGCCUAUCUUCCCGUGCUUCAUCAUCGACCCCGUGACCACGCGUCGGAAGCGAAAGACCGUCAUCUUCCACAAGGCCCUUUCGACGGUCUUGCAAGCUGCGAAGGAGGCAUCGCACGACGGCAUCACGAUACCGUCGACGCGAUUCGGGGACGUGACUGUCCACCCUUUCCUCCUCAAUUAUAUACAGGACUACCCAGAGCGAUGUGCGCCGGCGAAUGUGAAGUUUGGUGUAUGCCCUACAUGCACCGUGUCGAAAACGGACCUCGAUGUCGUGGCCGAUUUCACGGACAGCAAGAGAUCCCAGACGCUGGAAACUCAACUCGCAGCAGCUGUGUUCACGGCGAACGACGAUGACGUGCGCCGUGCGGCGGAAGGGCGAAUGGCGGAGUUGGACAUGCAUAGGCAUGUUGAACAGAACGGCCUUUGGAGGUUCUACAGGGGGCCGAGUGGCGAUGAUCCUCAGCUAGACUACCACCUCGCAUUGCAACCAGACCGUAUGCACACGAUCGAACACGGCAUAUUCCUGCACAUGAUCGACGCAUUCAGGGCGGCAGCCUUUGAGAAGUUGUCGAACACACCGCAAACAGAUAUCCUGAAUGAACUCGAUGCGAGAUUGCAAUGCGUUACGAAAACGGAGCACAAGCACAGCCGCAAAUCCGGAUCGAAAGUUACAGUCCCUUCGAGUGCACGGGAGAUUUCAACGCUGAAAGAACGUAACGAGUCGCCCCCCUCGACCCCUGUCCGGGGAAAGCGCGGAAGCGGCGCCGAGAACCGUCCGCCAAGGGCCCCAGAAAAAAGAUCGAGGGAUGAUAGAAACGCGACUACGCACCGCAGAACAAAGAAGAGAAUAUCCUACAAAGACGACAGAACAGUGGAGACAAUCGAUAUUAGAGGGUCUGACGACAGACACAGCGGACCCCAAGUGGAAGAAGAGGAGGAACACGACCGUUCCGCGUCAGAGAAGUCAGAUGGUGCGGAGGACGAGGAGUCAGGAAACGAGGGAGACGACAGCAAUUCUUCCCGCAGACAAUCGCAAGACACCGAUGAGGACGACGACAGCGACGGCAAGUCGACCAGCGAGAGAACCGGCGAAGACCAGAGCGCCGCUUCGGAAAGAGGUGGUUCGCCAUUUCCUUCAAGGACGUUGCGCAGAGAAGGAGAACGGCAGGCACGCAAUGGCAGCGACACUGAGGAGCGUGUCGAGGACGCGUUUUUCGCGGCGGUGCAAGCGACGGCGAAACUGGCAGGGGAGACAGCAGGGGAAGGGCUGCGGUCUCACAUAGCAGAGUGCGGGAUUCGAGCUGUCAUAGGGGAAUGCAACAGAAUGAUGACGACGAUCCGUGGAGAGAUUACAUGGCAGCUGAAACAUUCGUUUUUGGCUGAAAAAGGGAUUUCGCUCGUCGGAUCGCAGCAAACGGACCACCACCUCCCCUCUCGCAACAAGAUGCGCACCGAGAUGAAGGAGAACAAGACGUGGAGACGGAGCAGCGACGAUCCGUGGGGCGCCUCUGCCUUCAAGAUGACACUCUUAAAAGUUUUUCAGAUGAGAAAGGAAGGCCGAAACUUGGGUGUCACCCUGCAGCAACUGACUUUUGCGGAGAUGGUCAUUCAAUGUGAGAUAGAACAGACAACGAAGACGGCACGAGCUGCGGAGGAGAUAGAAAAAUUGGUAUCUAUAAAGCAGGCAAUCGUCUCAUCUCUCCGUAGCCGAGACACGGUAAUGAGUUUUUCUGUCUUCAAACUGGACCGUUUCGUAUCCGUGGCUGAGAAGGCAGGAACGCUCUUUCGCUCUGGCACGCCGUCUGUCCACAGGCCUGGGCCUCCAAGCACCACAAUAACGGAUGACGAUUACGACAUCGAGUUUAUUCUCCCUCAGAGUACAGCAGCCGGAGACGGGGACAGGCGCACCGACAGUCUGUGCGCCGCACCCUGAACAACGAGGGACAGUUUGGCGACAUUUCGACAUGGAAGGGAGGAUGCGGGGCAAUGACCAAACGGUGGAACGAAAAGUUCUUUUUUUAGACGUUUCGAACCAGGAGAUGCAAAAUCGA